AUGCCUGCAAUAUUAAGCAAAGCUAAAGAAAUAUUAUUACCGCAUCGUUUCAAUUAUUUUCAUUAUCAAGCAGGUUAUGGUUAUACAUAUCAAGCUUCUCGAGAAUAUUUUAAUCGGCAUCUGAAAAUUAUACCAAAAGUGUUAACUGAUGUGAGCGAAAUAUCAUUACAAACAACAAUAUUCGGUCAUAUAUAUAACAAUCCAAUAAUCAUAGCACCAACAGCAUUUCAUCGACUAGCACAUUGUGACGGCGAAUGGGGUACGGCACAAGGUGCAACAAAUGCUGAAUCAAUUUAUAUAUGUAAUUGGACUUUAUCGACUGUAUCAACUCAUCCGAGAUUAGAUGAACAUACACCAAAUGCAAAGUUAACAUGGAAGGAAUUUCAAUGGUUAAGAAAGUUAACAAAAUUACCUCUAGUUUGUAAAGGUAUUUUAUCUAUAGACGAUGCAAAAUUAGCUUUAGAAUAUGGUGCCGAUGGAAUUGUGGUCAGUAAUCAUGGUGGUCGCCAGGUGGAUACUGGACUAUCGGCUAUUGAAUGUUUGAAAGAUAUCGUAGAAUUCGUUAAUGGUCGUUGUGAAGUGUUUGUUGAUGGUGGUAUACGAACUGGAACAGAUGUUUUGAAAUGUUUAGCUUUGGGUGCUAAAGGUGUUCUUGUUGGCCGUCCUAUUUUGUAUGGUUUGACAUGCGGAGGCCAUAACGGUGUGGAAGCCGUACUUAAUUUAUUAAAACAGGAAUUGAUGUAUGAUAUGGCUAGUUGCGGUCUCACAAGAAUUGAACAAAUUAAUGAACGAAUACUAUACAAAUAUCGUCAAUGA
Molecule: messenger RNA, 816 nt
Organism: Rotaria sp. Silwood1
Lineage: Eukaryota; Metazoa; Rotifera; Eurotatoria; Philodinida; Philodinidae
Source: the annotation of a GenBank genome assembly